Caenorhabditis remanei is the source of this 1221-nucleotide messenger RNA. RefSeq lists its product as uncharacterized. The transcript is spliced from 7 exons. Lineage: Eukaryota; Metazoa; Nematoda; Chromadorea; Rhabditida; Rhabditidae. The record is from RefSeq and is a predicted model, not a curated record. Bases 1 to 1221 code for a protein of 406 amino acids.
AUGAAUGCUAAUAUAAAACUUUCAAUUUAUGAAAACCUGCAAAAAGGAGACCAGCUGCCUCCGUUUCAAUGUAUCGAGAAAUUCAAAAAUACCGGAAAAUUAACUGGAACUGGAAUGGCUCCGCACGUUUUAAACUUAGCUGAAAUCAGCUGCUUGUCCGUAAAUAAGUUGUGCAUUGCUAGCACACAAGUUCUCGAUGAUAAAGAACCACGAAACGCGAACGAUCAUGAAGUUUUGAUAAAUUAUUAUGAUUGUACGGGAAGUACACGCGUUAUGAUCAAUCAGCUUCUGGAAAAACUGCAGCUGAAGCAUGUCUAUACUAUCUCAAUCACUAACGAGAGAGACUACAAUGGACAAAUUGGACAUUUCACGAUGUUGGCAGCCAUCUGGAAAAGUUUGUCGACUUUCGAAGAAGGCGGCGCUGUUGGAAAUGAUGAAGAUAAUAUAUGGUUAAAGGACAACUUCCAAAGAUAUUUGAUUCAUAACGAUUUCCAAAUGCAAUAUAAGGAAAUGGUGGUGUCUGCCAUCUUCGACGGGAGCUCCACUGAUGCGUUUUUGCUUCCGAUCCCUGGCGUGGAAGAAACCGUCAGAAGAACAAGCAGUGUGAACUUCUGGAAGAAAUGCGAUUUGAUGUUCGCGAGCACCAACCUCCACAACGAAUGCUUCCGCACCAACAGCCUGUUUUCUGGAAAGAAUAAAUGCGAAGAACAGUCCUCCACCAUCAGGAGACAGCUCGGAGAGAGGAACAAUCGGCUUGCUCUUGAUGAAGAUCUUGUUCCGAAGCUGAUGAUGUUGAAUUCAUCCUAUCGCACAUCUGGAAAUUCUAGUGAGAAACACGAGCGGCGGUGCUAUGAAACUAUGAAAAAUCUCGAGAAAAGACACCCCGAGAAAAUUUGUGGAUUCGAAAUCGUUCAGGGAGGAAUAUUGAUCGUUUUGAAGAAGGAAAACUUGAACAAGAAAGAGUUCGCAAAGACGAUCAUGACGAACAUUAUCCAAAACUUGAGUGGAAUCACAGAAGUAAGAAUUGAUUACAUCUAUCCUUCUCGCGAACCUCGCUCUUUUUCGUUUGGAGGAGAUAUGGAAUGGAACACCGAUGUGGAAAGUGAUUGUUCGGAUAUCGGAGAAGAAUAUGGCAAACGACGGAAGGCGGAGAAGCCCUCAAGAAAUAAAAAAUUGGUCCAUGAGGACUCAUCUGAUGAAGGUUCCGUUGAGUUAAAUUGA